This is a messenger RNA of Drosophila grimshawi, 3881 nucleotides long. RefSeq names its product cyclic nucleotide-gated cation channel subunit A (gene CngA). The transcript has 9 exons. Gene Ontology annotation, molecular function: cGMP binding; protein-containing complex binding; intracellularly cGMP-activated cation channel activity. Gene Ontology annotation, cellular component: intracellular cyclic nucleotide activated cation channel complex; plasma membrane. Gene Ontology annotation, biological process: monoatomic cation transmembrane transport. Bases 283 to 2886 code for a protein of 867 amino acids. The record is from RefSeq and is a predicted model, not a curated record. NCBI's taxonomy places the organism in Eukaryota, Metazoa, Arthropoda, Insecta, Diptera, Drosophilidae.
ACAGCAAUUUCAGAGAAAUUAAGUUUAUAGAAUAAAAAUAAUAUAAAAACAGGCACCCACAUAUACCACGCAGCAGCAGCAGUCAACGGAUCCAUCUAAUAGGAUUACGCGCUGCCUUACAGUUGCCGGAUUAAUACGACAACUCAAACAAGGAGCAGGGAACCGGGCAUCCGUGCAGCUUCUUUGCCAGAGUGGAGAGAUUUACCUGCCACUGCUGUUGCUCCUUCCCCUGCUUGAUUGCUUGCGUCAUGUGCUUAGCGUAGCUGCUGUGGAUGCGCCGCAAUGUGGACUUAUAUGAUGGCUGCCGCCCGCGGAGAUCGGGUCAACACAAUGAUGUCCAGCAGACGACGCCCCGAAAUCGAAUCACCCAAAUACGGUUACAACCUCUCCCGUCCCAUGUAUCGCACUACACGCUUUGUUGGAGCGACCGCCUCGGCGCCUGCCCAGCUGCCCUACGGCGGCGGCGGCAGCAGUAGCACCAGUUCCAGCUGCACAGCUGCCCAGUUGCCGUUGCCGCACGAGGAGCUGGAGAUCAGCGGCGGUUUGUAUGCACCCUUUCAGCCAACGGGCGCUGUCAGUAACGAGAGCGUUUGUCUGCCUCGUAAGCAUUUAAUUGCCAACCAAACGGCUAUACCGUUGCCCAUGGGUCCAGCCACAAGUGCCGAGCGUGAGGAACAGCGCCUGCACUAUCUGCGUAGCAGUGGCAGCUGGCAGCGCACGCAACCGGACUACGAUGAAGACGACGAUGAAGAUGACGACGAUGACGUUGACCAUGAGGAUGAUGAGGAGUCGGUGGCGGCAGCGACUGCAGCGGCAGAUGUGGUUGGCUAUGCCGAUGUUAAUGGCAAGGACAACCAGGAGGAGGCGAUUGCGCCCGCUGAACCAAAGCAGAUGGCUCCCGGCGAUGCCAACUAUCUGGAGAAUGGCAGGAAGCUGAUACAAGAGCCGAACAAACGGAGCAAACCAUCCGCGCUGAGGAGAACGCUGCAGGCGUUGCGACAACGCCUCACGAAACGCAAUCGCGCCAAGCCGCCCGACUGGUUCCUCGAGAAGUUCUCCAACACAACGAAUACGGAUAAAAUAGGCAAAACUGGCGCCAUGGAUGAUGCGGCGUUGUCCAGUGAAAUACGCGGCACCAGCGCCCUCUGCAAUCGCCUCUCCGUCGAUCCAACGUUGCAGUCACAUUACAGGUGGCUCGCCGUGGUGUCGCUAGCGGUGCUCUAUAAUAUCAUCUUUGUGGUGGGUCGUUCCGUUUUCUGGGAGAUCAACAAGAGUGCGCCCGCCGUUUGGUAUACGCUGGAUUAUCUAUGCGAUUUAAUCUACCUGCUGGAUACGCUGGUGCAUAUGCACGAAGGCUUUCUGGACCAGGGUCUUUUAGUGCGCGAUGCGUUCCGGCUGCGUCGCCAUUACUUUCACACCAAGGGCUGGUAUGUGGACGUGCUGUCGAUGCUGCCCACAGACAUCGCGUACAUCUGGUGGCCACCGGAGACGUGCUCCAGCCUGUAUUUACCCUGUCCGGUCAUUGUGCGGCUGAACCGCCUGCUCCGCCUGCCCCGCCUCAUGGAGUGGUUCGAUCGCACAGAGACAGCCACUGGCUAUCCGAAUGCGUUUCGUAUCUGCAAAGUGGUGCUGGCUAUUCUGGUGCUGAUCCAUUGGAAUGCGUGCAUGUAUUUCGCGAUUAGCUACGAGAUUGGCUUCAGCUCCGACUCUUGGGUGUAUAAUUUGAAUGGUACAAGGAAUAAUACGCUGCAACGUCAAUAUAUCUACAGUUUCUACUGGUCCACGCUGACGCUGACGACAAUUGGGGAGACACCGACACCAGAGAAUGAUGUGGAAUAUUUAUUUGUGGUCGCCGACUUUCUCGCCGGCGUACUCAUCUUUGCCACCAUUGUGGGUAACAUUGGUUCGAUGAUAUCGAACAUGAACGUGGCUCGCGUGGAGUUCCAGAACCGCAUGGAUGGCGUCAAGCAGUACAUGGCCUUCCGGAGGGUGGGGCACGAGCUAGAGGCACGUGUGAUUCGCUGGUUUGCCUACACGUGGUCCCAGAGCGGCGCAUUGGAUGAGGAGCGAGUGCUGGCAGCGCUGCCCGAUAAGCUGAAGGCAGAGAUUGCCAUACAGGUGCACAUGGAUACACUGAAGCAGGUGCGCAUCUUUCACGAUACAGAGCCUGGUCUGCUGGAGGCGCUGGUGCUCAAGCUGAAGCUGCAGGUCUUCAGUCCCGGUGAUUACAUCUGUCGCAAGGGCGACGUCGGCAAGGAGAUGUACAUCGUGAAGCGUGGCAAGCUGUCAGUUGUGGGUGACAAUGGCAUUACGGUGCUGGCCACUUUGGGCGCUGGCUCAGUCUUUGGGGAGGUUUCCGUAUUGGAAAUUGCCGGCAAUCGGACGGGCAAUCGACGCACAGCCAAUGUCCGUUCGCUGGGUUAUUCCGAUCUUUUUUGUCUGGCCAAACGGGAUUUAUGGGAAACCUUGGCCGAUUAUCCGGAGGCACGCUCCACGCUCACCCAACGUGGCUGUCAGUUGCUGCGGAAGGAUGGACUGCUCGAUGAGCAAAUCUUUGCCGAUUCGCAGCGCGUUCACGACAGCAUUGAGGGAGGUAUUGAGAAACUGGAGCUGUCCGUGGAGAACCUCAACAUGCGUCUGGCCCGUCUGUUGGCCGAAUAUACGGCCAGUCAGGCCAAAAUCAAGCAGCGUCUGGCCAAACUGGAGCUCAAUGGCGGCGGUGCACUUGGAGGUGGAGGCGGCUUAGGUGGUGCUGGUCGGGAGAGUGAACCUCAGAUGCGAGCACGUAGCGGUCGGUUGUAUUCGCUGCAGACCAAACGGCGCCCACGUGCGCGCCUUGAAGCUGCCGCCAAAUGUGGCGAUGCGGCCAAACAACACACGCUUUAAAUGGCAGGGGUAGGGGCAUGGGCAGAAGCAGGGGGAUCCAGCAAGUAAAUGGCGACAUUCCAAGUGCUCCACAUGUUCCACAUAUAUAGAUAUAGAUAUACAUAUACAUAUAGAAAUAUGCCUGCGCUUCCCUCUCUGGCAAAAAAUGGUGAUAAAUGCAUUGAGCUUGAGGAAGUUAUAAUUAUAAAAAAUGGAAGCAGACUAGAAAGUUUCAUGGCUGGAAGUUGAGGGAGUGUUGGGAAGGGGUUAAGAGGUUUUGGGGGGUAUAGUAUUUGGCAGGGCGCCAAUUCGUUUCGCGGGUAAAUCAAUUUUUAAUUUUUACAUUUAGUUUUAGGGCUGUGCUGGCAGGAAAACUGUUUUGUCGGAGAAUUUUCAGUGAUUUUUUUGUUUUUAGUUUUGUUUUUAUUGUAAGCGCAACUUUAUAAAAUUGUAAUUUUAUCGAAAACUGAAUGUGCCUCAAAGUGUGUAAAAGUAGAUUAGUUAAGAGCAACUGGAACGUUAGAGAAAACAAAUUAAAUAGCCAACAGAAGGAAAUAGGAAGAGAGUGAAAGCUAGCAGAGCCAAGUCCCAUAAAGCAUAUAAGUAAUAAAACCACAAAGAUUGCUGUACAUACGUAUGCAAAAGCCGAGCAAAACAUUGUGAAUGCAACUCGGCAAUAGUCCAAUUUUAUAAGCUAGAUGAUUUUAUUUUUCUAAAACUAUAACCGUUUGAAAAUACUUAUGCGAUGCAUAAAUGUGCUUAGGUCCAAAUACGAGUAUAUAUAAAACAAAAACACUAACAACAACAACCACCAAGACACAUUUGCUGAAACUGCUGCGAUUCUGUGUGAACGUAUAAAAAAAAACAAAACGAAAUAAUAAAAUACAUAGCAACAGUAAAUAAAAACGCAUUUCGUACUUGUCACACUUCAGUGCACCUUAUCGUUUCCUGUGCCGCAACAGAUAGUAAUAACUGUGAAGUGGAUGCAACCUUUAGUUGUCUGCGUAGAAAAAACA